AUGUCGGGAAGCGAGAAAUCAAAAGCCAACUUGACUUCUCAUGUCAGUUUGUUCCCAGCACCACCUUGGCAACUGAUAAAUAAACUCUUCAGUACCGAGACCCCUCCACGCCCACCUACCCCUCCUGGUUCAACUGCUUACAGAAUGUUCGGAAAUUUUUACAACUCUGAAGAUGCCAUCCUCCGAUCUCUGGAAUCACAAGGUGUUCGUCGAGUUUAUCCACAGACGUAUAAUCGUAAGCGGGAGUUAAGAAAAAUUAAUUUUUCAAUAUUGGCUAACUAUUUGGAUUUGUUGGACAUCAUCACUCGUGAUCCUAGUUCAUGUAAACGAGCAGAAAAGCUUGAUCAUUUGGCCAUUCUAUUCAUUAAUAUGCAUCAUCUUGUUAAUGAGUACCGACAACACCAAGCCAGAGAUUUACUUCGAGAAAUUCUUAAAUAUCAGGUUAACAUAGGAGCAGAAACUGUCGAAAAGGCUGAACAGUAUUUAACACGAGCAGACGAACAACUCAGGAUAGCAGCUAAUGAUCUUAUUGUCCCUGGUACACCAGUUUCAACUUCUAAUAGUUUUAAUCUCAUGGACAAUCUACGGAAUGGUCUGAAUGAUCUAGGCCCCGAGUUGGCUCCCUUAUUACAUACGGUGCUUGAUGAGACACUAGUAUCUAAUCCUGUUGGUCGGUAUUUGCAACCUAAGCAAGGAUCUAUAUCCCUUCCAAAUCAAUCAUUGGAAUACUGUUCUGUCAAUGUGAACAAUCCUGAUGAUUAUCGAAUACCUGAUCACAUUGAUAUGGCUCUUGGGAUUUUCUAUUUCAAACUAAAGAUGAUCCUGAAAUGGAUGUUAGCUAG
Molecule: messenger RNA, 842 nt
Organism: Schistosoma mattheei
Lineage: Eukaryota; Metazoa; Platyhelminthes; Trematoda; Strigeidida; Schistosomatidae
Source: the annotation of a GenBank genome assembly